AUGUUGUUAGUAUUAGUACUUAUACUCAUUGUAACUUCAUGGGGUUGUGCUGUUGGUGAAUACUAUUAUAAUUUUUUUCGAGGUUGUUGGGAUUGUUCGGAUGAAAGUUUUUGUCCUGGAGAUGAUGCGUUUUAUCAAUGUAAUUGCCACUCUUGCAACAAAAUAAAUGGAGUGUGUAGUUCAGCAUGUUUUAAUGGCUAUGUCAAAGAUGAAAUUGGUAGGUGUCAAAAAUGUGCACCAGGUUAUUAUAAAAGCUCACAAUGGGAAUGUAGUGAAUGUGCCAGUGGAUAUUAUUGUCCUGGAGAUGGAUUUCAAUAUAAGGCUAAUUGUUGGAAUUUCAACAAAAAAACUGGUGUUUGUACUUCAGACUGUUAUCCAAAUUAUGUCAAGUCUACUGAUGGUAAAUGUCAAGAAUGUUCUAAUUCUUACUACAUGAACCAAGGAAAUUGUUUGUCUUGUAACUGUAAUUCAUGUAAUUCAACUACGGGUGUUUGUUAUUCUAACUGUAAUAUUCGCAAGUUAACCUCAAAUAAUGGUUUUUGUUCAUAUUGUCCAUCUGGAAGUUAUUACGAUGAAAGUAUAUUUGGUUUAAGUUACCGCUGUCCUGGUUGUACACAAGGUUCAUAUUGUCCUGGCAAUGACAUUAAAUAUUCUUGUAAUUGUAGGAAUUGUGACUCAAGAAAUGGAAGGUGUACGAGUAAUUGUUAUGCCGGGUAUGAAAAAGAGAGUUCAACUGGAAGGUGUAUUCCUUGUCAAGAAGGAUAUUAUUCAUUAGGUGAUGGAAGUCAAUGUACAAAGUGUAGGUGUAGUGUUUGUGAUAAAAAAGAGGGGUGUUAUAUUGGAUGUGAUCCAGGAUAUGGUUAUGAUUCAAAUAAAAAACAAUGUACGAUAUGUUCUGUAGGAUCUUACUCUAUUGGAGGAAAAGGUUCAUGCCUGUCAUGUGAAGGAAAUAGUAUUUCUUCUGUAGAAGGUUCAUCUUCAUGUAAAACUUGCCCAAAGAACCAAGUUGCUAAUCUUCAGAAAACAUCAAAUGAAAUUUCAAAUUCUGAUCAUACUCAGUGUCUUGAGUGUGAAGCUGGAAAAUACAAGAAAGGAAAUAGUUGUGUGUAUUGUGGUUUAAAAACAUAUUCAUUAAAAGGAGCAGUUUCAUGUAUUGAGUGUGAUAGUUCAUGUUUAUCUUGUGACUCAACUAAUGGGAAUUGUUUGACUUGUAAUAAAGGGUCAUAUUUAAAUACAAAAACACAUAGAUGUGAGCCAUGUCCAGCUGGAACUUAUUCAAAUACAACAACUGCAACUUCUUGUGAGAAAUGUUUAGAACAAGAGUGGUCUAAUUCUGGGUCUGUUACAUGCUCACAAUGUCAGGCAAAUUGUCAGGAAUGUAAUAACACAAAUGGUAAAUGUAAGAAUUGUCCAACAGGGUAUGGUUAUAAUUCAAAAAAAGGGUCUUGUACAAUGUGUAAGGUUGGGACAUAUUCUACAGGAAAUACUAGUAAAUGUCUUUCAUGUAACGCUGGUUCAUUUCAACCACAAAUGGGUCAGUCAAAGUGUGAAUCAUGUAGUGAUGGCUUUUAUCAAAACUCACAAAAAAGUUCAAGUUGUAAGCCAUGUUCUUCUUCUUGUAGUACUUGUUCUAAAAGUACUGGAGAAUGUCAGAGUUGUAAAAAAGGUUAUGGACUAAGUGAUGGAGUAUGUCGUGAAUGUCCAGCAGGAACACAUAACCCAAUUAAAAAUACAGACGCAUGUGUUAGUUGUGAAGCAGGCACUUAUUCUAAUUUACCUCAGCAACAAACCUGUAUCGAAUGUCCACAACUUUAUUGGUCAAAUUCUAAUUCUAUUUCUUGUACAGCAUGUGAUGAAGGAUGUAGUUCAUGUGAUAAAAAGAAUGGAAAAUGUCUAACUUGUAAACCUGGAUAUGGAAUUAAUAUAAACGAUGGAACUUGUACUGCUUGUGCAUAUGGGAGCUAUUCAAAAGGAGAAACUUCAGUAUGUGAAAUAUGUAAAAAUGGAACAUAUGCAAAUCAAAUAAAACAAGAAGCUUGCCAAAAAUGUUCUUCCACUUGCAGUGAGUGUGAUAAAUCAUCAGGAAAUUGCAUUCAUUGUAAAGCAGGAUAUCAGUUAGAAAAUGGAAUUUGCAAAACUUGCCAAGAAAUGACUUAUUCACUUCUCAAUCAUGAUAAAUGUAUUCCGUGUAAUAGUUCUUGUAAACGAUGUUCAAGUGUAACAGGGGAAUGUACGAGUUGUCCAAAUGGUGAAAAGACUGUAUCAGGGAAAUGUGAAAAUUGUUCAACAAAUGGAAAUUGUGUUUUAUGUUCAACUAAUGCUACUGAAGAAAAUAAACAAUGCGUCCAAUGUUCAAUUGGACAUUAUUUAAAAUCAAACAAAUGUAAUAUUUGUAGUGAAUUAGAUUCAAAAUGUAUAUCUUGUAAUCCAUCAGCAGAAGAGUGUAUAAGUUGUUCAGGAAAUAAUAUAUUAAAUGAGGAAAAAACAAAAUGUGUUCCAUGCAAAGAAGGAGAAGUUAAAAUUAGUGAAAUACAGUGUAUUCCAUGUUCUUCUAAAAUAGAAGGAUGUUCAUCAUGUAUUUUUAAUUCGAUUUCGGAUAUUAAAUGUGCAGCGUGUUAUGCUCCAUAUGAGUUAUCGAAUGAACAAACAACUUGUGUUAAUUGUCUUAAUCAAAAUAUGUCAUAUUAUGACCAAGAUACAAAGAAGUGUGUCAAAAAUAGUCAAGGAUGUUUAAAUCAGAUAGGAAAGACAGAGUGCAUUAGUUGUAGUUCAGAUACCUAUUAUUUGAGAAAUGGAGUUUGUUCAAUAUUUGAUUCACAAUGUACACAAAAAAGUUCAAAAGGGUGUGAAGAGUGUUCAAAUCAAGUUAUUCCAAAUAACAACCAAUGUAGUAUUAAUAUUGAACAAUGCAAAUAUGGGACGAGUUCAACACAAGGUAUUUGUUAUGUGUGUGAAUUAAAUUAUCAAAAUAAUAAUGGAACUUGUGAGUCAACUACAGGGAAAUGUCAGUAUUAUCAAAAUGAAUAUUGUUUACUUUGUAAUGAGGGAAGAUCAAAUGGGAAACAAUGUAUUUCUUGUAAAAAAGGAGUAGAUGUGUGUAUAUAUUAUCAUAAUAAAGAAAUACCAAUAAGAUGUUCAGAUGGUUAUUUUCUUGAUUCAAAUAAUGAGUGCAUUGAGAAAACAACAACAAUAACUUGUCAAAGUAUUAAUAAUAGUUAUUGUGUUCAAUGUGGAUCACAUCAAUAUGUUAAUCAUGGAAUUUGUAAAAAUAAUAAUGAAGAAUGUGAGAUAGAAGAUAAGAAUGGUUGUUUAAAAUGUAAUGAUGGAGUUUCAAUUAAUGGAGAAUGUCUUAGUACAAGCACUUUAAAUUGUAAUAAAGUCAAUAAAAAUCAAUGUUUUGAAUGUAAAGAAGGUAAUUAUAGAAACAUUAAUACAUGUUCACCAAUUGACACAUUAUCUGGUGAAUUAAAACAAUGUAAAACAUAUAAUGUAAUAUCAGAAAAAUGUUUAGAAUGCACUGAUGAAUAUUUAUUAUAUCAUAAUAGUAAAUGUGAAAUAAAACAAGAAUUACGUCAAAAUAAAAUGAAAAAAGAAGAAGGUAUUGAUACAUGUUUUGAACGAACAAGUAAAGGGUGUUUAAGAUGUAAGUCAGGAUAUUAUCUUGAAGAUGGAGAAUGUUGGGAAUGUCAAGGAGAAUGUUGGGAAUGCUCAAGUAAGGAUUAUUGUACAGGAUGUGAUCCAUAUUCUUAUCCUAGUAAUGGAAAAUGUAUAAAAAUGAAUGAUUUAGUUCAACGAUGUGACCAAAUGAUGUCAACGUAUACUGGUUGUGUCAAUUGUAAAGAAGGAUAUUAUAAAGCAGAAGAUGGAAAAAAUUGUAAUAAGUGUGAUAAAUCAUGUUUAUCUUGUAUGAAAAAUAAUACUUGUAUACAAUGUGCUGAAGAUUAUUUUAGAUAUGGAUUUGAAGUAUCAACACUUUGUCUUCCUCAAAAUCAAAUUAAUAAUUGUUUGAAUAAAACAAAACAUGGCUGUGAAAAUUGUGAAGAGGGAUAUUACAGAACAAGUAUGUAUCAGUGCAAAGAAUGUGGAGUCAAUUGCACUAGUUGUUCAAGCAAAAAUAAGUGUUUGAGUUGUAUAACAGAAAAUGUAUUAGGCACAAAUGGUAAUUGUUUACAUUAUUCAUUUAUACCAAAUUGUAUUAAUUCAUCAAAUUCAAGAUGUUCAGAAUGUUCUAAAGGAUAUAUAUUGGAUGAUGAGGAAACAGGAUGUAUUGAGAAAAAGAAAAAUAUUGGAAUGACUAUUGGUAUUACAAUUGGAACGUUUAUAAUUGUUUUAAUUAUUGUUAUUAUCAUUACUAUAAUUAUUACUAUAUUCUAUCUUCAACACAAAAAAGAAAAGAAGAAGAUGGAUAAUAUUUGUGUCUUUGAAAUGAAAAGAUCUAAUAUUAAAAUGAACGAAUUUUAUGGUGUAAUUUGUUCUAAUAUAGAUGAAAUUAAUUUCAAUUCAAAUGGAGAUAAAAUUAAAGUAAAUCAAGAAACAAGGGAAUUAGUUUGUAUUGGGAAUAAUGGAAAGAAUAGAAUAAAAGUUCAAUUCACUACACAAGAUGAAAAUGAUAAAUAUAACAUAAGAACUGAACCAAAGAUCAUUACAUUAAAAAAAGGAGAAGCAUGUGAAUUUGAAAUUUUUGUGACUCCAUUUUGUACAUGUACAAUAGAAAAUAAUAUAACUAUAGUAGGAUUAGAUAUUGGAACAAGUAAAGAAAUUGUUGCUCCAAUGAAAAUUAAAUUUGAUACAGAACUAACAACAUUACUUGAUCCAGAUGAAUUAAUAGAAGAAAAGAAAAUUGGAGAAGGGUCAUUUGGAAUAGUUUAUAUUGGAAAAUUUAGAGGAAAUAAAGUAGCAAUUAAAAAAAUGAAAGAAGUUGCACAAAACAAAACAGCUAUUGACGAAUUUGAGAAAGAAGUAUCAAUGUUAGAUAAGUUUAGAAGUGAAUAUAUCAUCCAUUUUUAUGGAGCUGUAGUGAUACCAGGAAAAGUAUGUAUGGUAACAGAGUUUGCACAAUAUGGGUCAUUACAAGAUAUGAUUAAUAAAAGAAAAGAAACUUUAGUUUCAAUGAAAAUGAAAAUUAAAUUUAUGAUAGAUGCUGCAAAAGGAAUUUCAUAUCUUCAUUCAAAUGGAAUAUUACAUCGUGACAUUAAACCUGAUAAUAUUUUAGUUAUUUCACUUGAAGAAAAUGAACAAGUCAAUUGUAAAUUAACUGAUUUUGGAAGUGCAAGAAAUGUUAAUUUAAUGAUGACAAAUAUGACAUUCACAAAAGGAAUUGGUUCACCAAAAUACAUGGCACCAGAAAUAUUAAAUAAAGAACAUUACAAAAUGCCAUCAGACAUAUAUUCAUUAGCAAUAACAAUGUAUCAAACAUGGAGUUGGAAAAAUCCAUAUGAUAAAGAUGAAGGAUCUCGAUUUAAAUAUCCAUGGAAAAUUGCUGAAUUUGUGACUAGUGGAAAACGAUUAGAAAGAAUACCAACAAUCCCAGAAAAAUUAUACAAGAUCAUUGAAGAGUGUUGGAAGCCAAAUCCAGAAGAAAGAAUGAAAAUAAACAAUCUCGUUGAAGUUCUUGAACAACAAUAUCAAAACGAAAUGAAUUAG
Molecule: messenger RNA, 5643 nt
Organism: Entamoeba histolytica HM-1:IMSS
Lineage: Eukaryota; Evosea; Mastigamoebida; Endamoebidae
Product: protein kinase, putative
Exons: 2
Coding region: 1-5643 (1880 amino acids)
Biological process (GO): protein phosphorylation
Molecular function (GO): protein binding; ATP binding; protein kinase activity
Source: RefSeq, a predicted model, not a curated record